This is a messenger RNA of Dothidotthia symphoricarpi CBS 119687, 3060 nucleotides long. Its product is annotated as glycoside hydrolase family 3 protein. Gene Ontology annotation, biological process: peptidoglycan turnover; carbohydrate metabolic process. The transcript has 5 exons. The record is from RefSeq and is a predicted model, not a curated record. The coding region runs from base 65 to 2869 and encodes 934 amino acids. NCBI's taxonomy places the organism in Eukaryota, Fungi, Ascomycota, Dothideomycetes, Pleosporales, Dothidotthiaceae. Gene Ontology annotation, molecular function: hydrolase activity, hydrolyzing O-glycosyl compounds; acyltransferase activity, transferring groups other than amino-acyl groups.
GAGGCACAUUCGAAUUUUAGUACCCAUCAAGGACUCGGUUCGCGUUCAUUUGGGCAUCGUCAUCAUGGCGGGCAACCCCGUGAAGGUGAAGAUGGAACCUGUUUGGGACGACAUGGACAGGGCCAUAGGCCAAUUGUUCAUGAUGGGCUUUGACGGAACCGCGGUUACUCCUCAUAUCAGGACUAUCAUCGAAGAACACCAUGUCGGCUGUAUACUCCUCACCGCGAAGAACUUGAAAUCCGCCGAGGACACAACAAAGCUUUGUUACGAGUUGCAGAAAAUUGCAUAUGAUGCCGGCCACCCUGUUCCGUUGGCUAUCGGCGUUGACCAAGAGAAUGGUGGUGUUAACAGCCUUUUUGACGAAAUCUAUAUCCGCCAGUUUCCCAGCAACAUGGGGAUGGCAGCAACUGGCUCGACUGAUCUGGCAUUCGAAGUAGCGAAAGCGACUGCGCAAGAAAUAGCUGCCUGUGGAAUCAACUGGAUCUUCGGACCGUGUUUGGACGUACUCACCAAUGCCCGAAACCAACCUCUCGGAGUCAGAACAGCUGGAGACGACCCCCAAGAGGUCUCUGCGUAUGGCUGCGCUUUUAUGCAAGGCUACAAAGAAGCUGGCGUGGUGACGUUGGGCAAGCACUUUCCGUCCUACGGGAAUCUAGAGUUCCUCGGCUCUACUCUGGAUGUCCCUAUCAUCACGGAAUCGUUGGAGCAACUGAGCCUAAGUGCCUUGAUUCCAUUCAAGAAGGCCAUCGAAAUGGGUCUGGAUUCGAUGAUGGUAGGCGGUUGCGCAAUGUCCUCAGCCGGUCUGAACGCCAUGCACGCCUGCCUUUCAGAGCAAGUCGUCGACGGGUUGCUUCGAUCAGACCUCAAGUUUGAUGGCGUAGUUGUUUCAGAGUGCCUGGAGAUGGAUGCGCUCAGCCACAACAUCGGUGUAGGCGGUGGCACGGUGAUGGCGGUUAAUGCUGGUUGUGAUGUCGUCCUAUUAUGUCGUUCGUUUUCAUUCCAACAAGACGGAUUGAAAGGACUAAAGACCGGCAUUGAGAACGAAAUGGUCUCGAAAGACAGGAUUUUGAACUCGCUCAGACGUGUAUUAUCUAUGAAGGCCAAGUGUACAUCCUGGGAAAAAGCACUCAAUCCUCCCGGCAUGAGCUAUCUCGAGACUCUGCAGCCAUCCCACACGGCACUCUCAACGAAAGCGUACAACAGCUCUAUCUCGGUGGUCCGCGACAAGGACAGGCUACUCCCUCUCACGAAUAUCCUGGAAAGCGAGGAGGAGCUGCUGUUAUUGACGCCAUUGGUCAAGCCUUUGGCUGCAUCCGCCGCAUCGCGAGCAUUGUCAGACGCAGCUGCUAUCCACUCGCCUGAGCCCGCUGCCUGGGAGCGUAGUUCGUCUGUCAUGAGCGGGGAAGGUGUUUUCAGGGAACUGGGAAGAUCUUUGGCUAGACAGCGCAACGGACGAGUACUGCACACUUCGUACACUGCCAAUGGUGUCCGACCUGUUCACGAGAACCUCAUCAGCCGGGCAAGUGCGAUUAUCGUGCUCACGGCAGAUGCGAACCGAAACUUGUAUCAACAUGGGUUCACAAAACAUGUAUCCAUGAUCUGCAACAUGCAGUACACGACCGGCGGAGAAAGGCGCGAGAAGCCUCUGAUCGUGGUUGCGGUCAGUUCGCCCUACGACUUCGCAAUGGACACCUCGAUUGGCACAUAUAUCUGUACCUACGACUUUACAGAGACGGCUCUCAACUCGCUGGUGAGAGUACUCUAUGGCGAGCUUUCUCCUACUGGAACCCUUCCAGGCACCAUCAGCAAAAGCCAAAAGCUGCAUCCUUCGAAACAGCACUGGCUGGUUGAGAUAUUCAAUGAGGAGCGAGAUGCGAAUGCUCUAGACACUCUUGUCCAAGCGGUCAUGGAAGACACAGGGUCGAACCAACGAUCAGAGCUGUCGAGUUCCACGUCCAAUUCCUUCAUUCUGCAUCAUCCAGAAGUCGACGAAUCUCAUUUCGUCGUCAGGAAUAGCAGCACACAAGCCUUGUACGGCUUCUGCUCCACGUACUUCUUCAGAUCGACAGGGACUGGUGUGAUUGGUGCUCUUUUCGUUGACCCAGCGAGGAGGAAACUCUCAAUUGGCCAUUCUCUGCACAACCGAGCUAUCCGUACCUUACUACAAAAGGACGGAAUCAAGCGUUUCCAGCUGGGCUCACGACUACCCAGCAUGUAUCUGGGCAUUCCGACUGGCCACGGAUCUGAGCGAAAACGACUACGCCCAUGGUUUGCGAACCUUGGCUGGAAUGCUGCGCUUUCUCGCCCAGUUUGUAACAUGGUAGCCCGUAAUCUACAGACAUGGUCACCCCCUGAGGGAAUGGCAAAGAGCCUGGCAAGCGCUGGAGCACAGUUCGAUCUCGUAUACGGGUGGGACUAUGCCGGGCCUAUACUCGACCAUAUCAAGACCAGUAAUCGACAGGGAUUGGCCGAAGUCUAUAAGCUUGCGCUCUCGGACCCAGCAGCUUGCGGGAUCAUACGAGCGAAGCGACCGGAAGAUGGCGCCUUGGUGGGGACAGUGGUGCUCUACAACCAUCACUCACGGCUUUCAGAGUAUAUUCCCCCGCUGAAAGACCUCAACGAAGCUGCUGGCGGCAUAUCGUCUCCAGUGAUUUCACCUGGUGUGGGCGAAUACUCGACAUUGCUCCAAGGACUGAUUCUCCUCGGGAUGCGGCAGAUCAAGGCACAAGGGUGCAAUGCCUGCUUACUUGACUAUAUGGACGGUGACGGCAAUUUCGACGGCUUCUCAGCCAUGGGGUUCGACGUGAUGCACAACUUCGAGGAGGUCAGUUGCGAUGCUGCGACGUGGACUAUGAUCCCACCAGCUUAAUGCAUGAACGGUGACAUUCCAAUGUAAUCAAAAUAAUAUUGCGACACGGACAGGGUUAGAAAUUGAUGAGGGUUGGACUCAGCAUUGAUACAUUGAUGCAUUGAUGCGGUUGGUGGGGUUCUUGCUCUGUCCGCGGCUCUCUACACGUAUAUGGUCGUGUAUGGCCAGUUUAGGACGAUGCCGGGGUUCUC